AUGGAAAAGUAAACUAAUAUCAUUAAUAUUUAUUUAUAUUAUUAAAAUUUAGAUGAAUAAGGAGUAGAUGAAGGAGGGCCAAGAAGAGAAUGGUUUAGUUUAAUUUUUAGUAAAUUAUUGAAUCCGGAUUUCGGUUUAUUUAUAUAAAAUAAGAAGAAUUAUACGUAUAUGCCGAAUCCUUUUUCGUUUUUGAUACCUAAUCAUUUAGUUAUUUUUAAAUUUUUGGGAAUUUUAUUAGGAAGAGCUUUUAUUGAAAAUCAUGCGGUUUAAGCCAAUUUCGCGGUUCCUUUUAUAAAACUUUUUUUGAAAAAAAAAUUUUUAUUUCUGAUUUAGAAGAAAUUGACCCUGAAUAUUAUUAAAAUUUAAAUUGGAUGUUAUAAAAUUCUAUUGAUGAUAUUUUCGAGCAUUCUUUUACGUAUUUUUUAUAUAUUUUACAUGUUAUAUAUAUAUUACUUUAGAUAUAUUAAGUAGUUUGGAGGAUAAAAUAUAGAAAUUGAAUUAGAAUAGAACGGAAAAAAUAUAAAAAUAAAUGAUUAGAAUAAAAAAAAAUAUGUGAAAUAAAUCUGCCAUUCUCAACUUAUUAGAGAAAUAUAUUAUUAAUCAUAUGCUUUAAUUACAGGAUUUGAAGAAAUUGUUUCUUCAGAUUUCAUAUAUAUUCUAGACGAAUAAAUGCUUUAAUUUAUUUUUAGUGGAAGUCCUGAAAUUUCAAUUUAAGAAUUGAAAGAAAAUAUAACAUUAGAUGGAUAUACAAAAAAUGACAAGCAAAUAAUUUGGUUGUUUGAAAUAUUAGAAACAUUUAAUAAUUAUGAAAAAUCAUGUUUUGUAUUUUUCAUAACAGGAAGUAUGAAUCUGCCAUAUGGUGGUUUUAAACAAUUUCCAAUAACAAUAUCAUUAACUUUAAGGACAGAUAGAUUACCUGUAGCACAUACAUGUGGAAAUUAAAUAGAUUUACCAAAUUAUUUUUCAAAAGAAAGACUUGAGGAUGCCUUAAGGAAAGCUUUAUUUGAAUCUUCUGGAUUUGAAUUAGCAUGA
Messenger RNA from Ichthyophthirius multifiliis, 1032 nucleotides. RefSeq names its product ubiquitin- hect domain protein, putative. The transcript is spliced from 2 exons. NCBI's taxonomy places the organism in Eukaryota, Ciliophora, Oligohymenophorea, Hymenostomatida. The record is from RefSeq and is a predicted model, not a curated record. Gene Ontology annotation, molecular function: ubiquitin-protein transferase activity.